AUGGAUAUUAUGGAAAAUAGAUGGAUGCGGCCUCUCGGCUCCCUGUUGAUCAUCCUUCUAAUCAGACGGGUCCAAUUCGGCAUCGCGCAAGGUCUCAUCAUCUACACACCGCGGAACAGCCUUCUACGCCCGGCGUCUAUACCGAUCCAAAUCGCCCUGGGGGCCGUUGCAUUUCCCCAUGUGCAACAUGUUGUCGUGGAACCGAUUUCGAUUCACUAUCGUUGCCUGCUGGGAGGCACGGUGGUGCUCCAGACGAUUCUGAGCAUUUCGAUCUCCUGUAUGAUCCGCCUAGAUGACACCGACGCCUGCGCCCUUGCCCAAACACCGACCCUCAAGGGCAAGCUUCGGGCGCUGACAAGCCUAAUGAACAACCAACGGUGCAUUGGAACCCCCUACGAAAUCAAGUGGAUUCCUCCCUUUGAUGAAAGUCGCCCGGGGUACAUCCCGUCGCGGGCCGAAGCUCUUCGGUCAGUCGCCACACAGAUCGUCACCGGCUAUCUCUCUCGCCAGGUCCUGGUGAGCUUCCUGUGGGAUAUUCUUCCGCUGGGGCUAUUCUGGUGCUUGUAUAUCGCCUCCUGGCUCAACUCGCUCUACAUGGCAGGUGACUUGAUCGCCUUGAUAUCCGGCGAUCCGGUCGAGGCCCAUCCUCCGGCCUUUGGCUCAAUUCGGUACAUGCGGACGAUCCGAGGAUUCUGGGGGAAAUACUGGCACCAGUCCAACAGUUUUCCUUUCCAGGGCGCAUCCAAUUACAUCUGCAAGGAGCUGUUGGGACUCCGCUCGCUGGUUCAGCGGUAUACCAACAUUCUCUGUGUGUUCGCGAUUUCAGGGGUAUUCCAUGUAUUGACCGAUCGAGCGGAGCGGAUCCCGUACGAGCAGAGCAGGGCAAUGAGGUUCUUCUGCGCGCAGGCAGUCGGCAUCAUGGUCGAAGAUGGGGUCCAGGAGCUUUGGAGACGAUGGCAUGGCUAUCGUCGGGACGCUGGGGACGAUGUGAAAAAGGCAAUCCCUACGUGGGCAAAGCUGGUGGGUUACAUCUGGACGUGGACGUUUUUGUCGAUUACAGCGGAAUGGUUCUUCGAACCUCAUACUGCGAUGUUUCUACAGAAACAUGGCACGCCUUUUGGGAUUGUCAAGAAGGCGCUCUCUAUCCUGGGAGCGGAUACGUCGGUAUAUUUUCUGGAGACAGGGGACUGGAUGCGAGAUUGGCACCAUUGGAAACUAGGCCGAGCUUAG
Penicillium antarcticum is the source of this 1230-nucleotide messenger RNA. Its product is annotated as wax synthase family protein. Gene Ontology annotation, biological process: lipid metabolic process. Bases 1 to 1230 code for a protein of 409 amino acids. The record is from RefSeq and is a predicted model, not a curated record. NCBI's taxonomy places the organism in Eukaryota, Fungi, Ascomycota, Eurotiomycetes, Eurotiales, Aspergillaceae. The transcript has a single exon.